This is a messenger RNA of Clunio marinus, 537 nucleotides long. The record is from the annotation of a GenBank genome assembly. Lineage: Eukaryota; Metazoa; Arthropoda; Insecta; Diptera; Chironomidae.
AUGCGUCCUUUAAACUCACCUUCUAGUUCACAGUCAGUAGUGGGCUCAAAUGAUUCAAUUAAAACACUUAAUACAUCGAAUUUGUCUACCUCACUAAGUACUGGUUCAAAUCAAUCAAAUUUGAAAGAAAGGAAAAGACAAAUACGAAUAUUAGUAAAAAGAAAAGCGAAAGAAAUGAUCGAAGAAUUUGCUGCAAAAAAAGCGCUAAAAGCAGCACAAAAAGAAUCAAACAUAUCUUCAAGCUCAUCGUUGAGUAGUGAUGUUCGACAACAUUCAGACUCUAGAAUUCCCAGAGACAGUAAUUCUCAGAGUACUUUUGAAAGCAACACCUCAACAACAGGAAAUGAACAGCAACUAUUGGUAGAGCUGCACAAUGACUCAAAAUCAUUAUCAUCAAAUAGUAGUACAAAAUCUGUAAAUUUAAGUAAUGUUCAUACAAAUCUUGGAGCCCCAAGAAGAAUAUUGACGAAUACGUUAUUGUAUAACAAGGAGAGACAAACGAGAGUGAUUUCAGAUGGAAAGUUCUGUGGUGGAUAA